Zootoca vivipara (common lizard) is the source of this 5361-nucleotide messenger RNA. RefSeq lists its product as uncharacterized. The record is from RefSeq and is a predicted model, not a curated record. NCBI's taxonomy places the organism in Eukaryota, Metazoa, Chordata, Lepidosauria, Squamata, Lacertidae. Gene Ontology annotation, cellular component: cytoplasm. Gene Ontology annotation, biological process: protein deglycosylation. Gene Ontology annotation, molecular function: N4-(beta-N-acetylglucosaminyl)-L-asparaginase activity.
UCGUUCGACCCCGCCAUGACUGACAGGCUGCCGGCCGCCCAAUCAGAGCCUCCCAAAGACCUCGAAGCCCCCGCCCCGCGUUCGGGCGUCGUCAUGGCAGCUGCCGCGGGAACCUGGGCCUUUUCGCGACCUGCCGUGGAGAGGAUGAGGCAGCUGCUGCUCGAGGGGGGCUUAGCGACCGGCUGCCUCCAGGAGGCCAUGGCAGAUAUUGAGAAUGAUGAGAAAACAGGACAUUUUGUAAUAGGACGGGGAGGCUACCCAAAUAAACAGGGCAUAAUCCAAUGUGAUGCAGCAAUAAUGGAAGGACAACCUGGGCGUUUUGGAGCUGUGGCAGCCUUGCAUGGAAUUGGAACUCCUCUCGCUGUAGCACGUAAGGUCAUGGAAGAAACUCCACACAGUUUUCUGGUUGGGGAUGGUGCUGUGGCUUUUGCAAAAGACCAAGGCUUCACUGUGGAAGAUAACCAAAGUAUGAUGAGUAAGCAGAGUACAGAAGCUUAUCAGGAAUAUUUAGAAAAGGGAAAGAGCUUGAAGAAACAUGAUACAUUGGGUUUGAUUGCCUUGGAUACCUUUGGAAAUAUAACAGUUGGGGUUUCUACUUCUGGAGCACCUUUUAAAUAUCCAGGAAGAGUGGGAGAUUCUCCAAUGCCGGGAUGUGGGCUGUAUGCUGAUAAAGAGGUAGGAGCUGCAGUAGCUACUGGUGAUGGAGACAAGAUUAUGUGUUUCUGUCCUUGUUUUCAUGCAGCCCUGUUAAUGAAACAGGGCUUGUCUCCUAUGGAUGCAUGCCAGACUGUUGUCCAGGAUAUCCUCCAACGAACAGGAAAGGAAAAUAUGUUUGAACUUGGAUUAAUUGCAAUGAAUAUGAAGGGAGAAGUUGGAGCUGCUUCGUCAAUGCCAUUCCCAUACUGCGUCUGGUCACAGGGAAAGGACUCUGUAGAAGAAUUGAUGCAACAAUGCUAACAACUGUGAAAGGAUCAAGGAAAAAAUUAUUCUGUACCACGUGCGCCCAGGUUCAGAGUCACAUCCACCUUUAUCUUGUGAAGUUUCCUUUUCUUGUGUAAAGUAUUGGGGAGGGGAAUCUAAAUUGAGAUUUUUCUUCAGAAGGUCUGAACUAUGGGUAUAUGAGAGCUUCAGCCUAUACCUACUGCAUAUUCCUGCGUAUAAGACUACUUUUUAACCCAGGAAAAUCUUCUCAACCAGGGGGUUGUCUUAUACGCCGGGUCGUAUUUCCCAAACUCUAUACAGUGGAACCUCGGUUUAUGAACACCUCGGUUUACAAAUUUUCGGUUUACGAACGCCGCGGACCCAUCUGGAACGGAUUAAUUCACUUUCCAUUACUUUCAAUGGGAAAGUUCGCUUCAGUUUAUGAACAGACUUCCAGAACCAAUUACACCCAUGCUUCGGGUUAAGUACACUUCAGGUUGAGUACUCCGCGGACCCGUCUGGAACGGAUUAAUCCACUUUCCAUUACUUUCAAUGGGAAAGUUCGCUUCAGUUUAUGAACGCUUCAGUUUAUGAACAGACUUCCGGAACCAAUUGUGUUCAUAAACCGAGGUACCACUAUAUUUUACCUGGAAAAGUUGGGGGUUGUCUUACACGCCCAGUAGUCUUAUACGCCGGAAUAUACGGUAAUCAAGAAACUCUGAUUUGUUAGGGCCAAGCUGGACAAUACAUUAAAAUGUGCAGUUACUGUUCAUCUUUAUACCAUGUAUGUCAGGGAGCCAGCCAGCAAUAACUCACACAAAGUACAUGAAGUUAACUCUCUAUUAGAACUCUUUAUUAGAGAAAACUAGGCUUGCUCAGGGUGUUCUAGGAGACCAGGUCAGAGGGGAGCUGGUCGCAACAGGAGGGAUAGACUUCCUGGCUUCUUCAGCAAUCUGCCUCCACUCUGCCUCUUGACACACACCUCUCCUGCUUCUGGACUGCUCUCUGCCACAGCCUCUUCUUCCUCACUAAACCUUGUUACCUCUUCAGCUUCUGACACCUCCUCCCAGGUUUGCCCCUCUUCUCCCUCUGAUCACUCAUUGUUGUCCCACGGCUCUGAGCUGUAUUCCCCUGGCAAUUCCCCAGCUGCUGCUGCCUCCCACCAUUCAUCUGGGUCCAGCCACUCCAUGACACUGUGUGGCAUGAGAGAGAAGAAAGACUUUGAACUGAGAGGAGGAUUUUAACUCUUUUCUCCCCUCUGCUGUGAUCAUUACGAAAUCACACCCACCUGCUGCUGUUCAUUCCAGGAAGAAAACUGCCAUUAACACCAAUGACAGCUUCUCUCCUAGGACAAAUAGCAGCUUCAGUUAUGAGGUGGCAUUUGGAAAUUAGCCACAAUAGCUCCACUCAUGGAAGAAGAUGGUAAGACCAUAGAUAUAUUAAGGGGGGUGGAGUUCUGCUUUAAAAAACAAACAAACAACUUUCAUAAUAUGCUUACACUGUGUUUCCCAGAGAGUAUUUUUGUAAAUGUAUAAUGCUCCCUUGUGUCUAAUAUUAAUUAAAAAUGCAAAGAAAAAAACCUGCAAAAAAUGCCAUAUUUUCACAUUACAUACAGACAUCACAGGUUCACUCUCGGGAGUAAAUAAAAGCUAGUGCUGUAUUUAUUAAGGGAAAGCCUUUUCAAUAAAACUAUACAUGCUUUAAGUUAUACAUGCUUUGUCCAGGCUUAAAAAAAAAAGUCGCUCCAGGAUGCAUAGAGCAGAAACAUGUCAUAUUUUAUUACUGAUAACUGUUACUUCUGUACAUCACAGUGACAAAGUUCUGUGUGCUGUUGAUUUCACAGAAGUUGCACAAAUCAGUGCAGAUUUUCGACCUUUGGUACUGGCACUGAUAGUCCUGCCACACUGGAGGCAGUCAACUGCCGUGGUAGGCAAAACGUCUAACGUUUUGUAGCAAAUUUGCAAUAACCAUGCCUUAUUAAAGUAAUAAGUAAAGUAAUAGCUGUUGGAGAAGCAUACAUAUUGUGAAGGUACCUGUGACACCUCUUCAUAGACUCAAAGAAUUGUAGAGUUGGAAGGGACCCCAGGGGUCAUUUAGUCAUAAUACACAGCACAGGGGAAGAACAUGUCAGUGACACACCUUGUACUACUCUAGAGCACUGACAUAUCCUCAGUGGCACAACUUUAAAUGAGUUCUAGACCUAGUUCUGAAGUGAUAUGGUAGAGUAACAAUAGAACAUCAGCUGCAGUAAACCGGUUAUCCCAACCCCAGGCUGGUUGCUAAAUGUCCCCUCCCCUCUUAUUUUGUUCCAGUAGGGGUUCCUGCCAUGCUGGAAGAUAAAGGUGGCACUACUAAGUUAAAAAGCAGUAUGCAAGGUUCUGUGUGGCUUCUAAUCGGGGAGGCACUUGUUCUUGCACAAAAUGAACUUUUGGCCCUGGGAAGCACACUUGGCAGGCCUAAAGCAAUAUUUGUGUUGCUGCUCCCAGCAUAGAAUGAGUGGGCAUCUUAGAACAGGGGUCCCCAAACUUACCCGGCUUCGGGCCGGUUCCUCCGGCACUGAUCGCGCAGCGCGCCAGAGGGCAGGGGAACGCGUUCCCAUACGUGCGCGCACUUGCUUUUUCUGGCGUGGCACCGGAAAUGGCUUCUGCAUGCACAGACGUCAUUUCCGGUGCACUUCCAGGGUGGUGCAACACCAGAAAUAGCACAAUCUAUUUCUGGCGCCGCGCCAACCCAAAGAUGGGCAACUGCACCGCGGCGCGCCGAUAAGAGUGGGCGGCGGGGGCCCCACAAUUGGCUCGCGCGGGCCACAUCUGGCCCCCGGGACAUAGUUUGGGGUCCCUGUCUUAGAAGCUUCUGCCAUUAUGCUAAAAAAUCCCCUUCUCACAUGAUGCAGACAACGAUUGCAUUUGGAAAAAAGUCCAUGGAAACUGGAUGCGACCCAUGAGUUAGUUUAAUCUCUUCCAGGUUCUCUUCCUGAUCUGUGACCAGCCUGGAGAGACUAUCUACAGAAAACAAAAACAUUCUGCCUGCAAAAAAGGGUGAAGAUAAGAAUACAUUGACAUUUUAGGAUAUAAUCACAGCUUGCCAUCUCAGUGGAAAUAUGGGCUGCUGAUAAUAAUGGGCUGCCUUUAUCAUUUGGACACUGCUUUUGUUCUUUACAACAGGAUUGCUGUUACCUUUUGGUCCACAACCAUUUCUUUAACCAGUUUUAAAACAUCUUUGGAGAUAUAACAUGAGAGCACUAGUCUAAUAUGAGAUGUCUGAACGUUAUAAUUACAUUCACGACCACCCAAAUCCUUUUGCUGACUUGUUUGCGGAGCAAGGAGUUAUCUUCCAAUUCAGAUAACUGCUUUUUAAGUUCAGCUUUUCAUUGUACCAUACGCUGACAAUGAAUAAAAUGCAAAAUUUAGAAAUAAAAUUGUGUAGGAAACAUCUACACCAGGGGUUCCCAGACUAUGGCCCGCGGGCCGGAUACGCAGCAACCCCCGCCACCUGCUGCUGCCGCCUGCUCUUACCGACCCGGUGCGGUGGCCCACUUCCGGGUCUCCGGAGCACGGGAAAUAGCUUGUGCGCAUGCGCAAGCGUCAUUUCCGGCGCACGUCUGAGUCGAAGAAGGCCCAUGUGAAUGUGCACAAGCUAUUUCCGGUGCUCCAGUGACCCGGAAGUGCGCCAGAAAUAGUGUGUGCGCAUGCGUAUGGCCGCGCGCUCCCCCACCCUCUAGCCCGCCGCGCGAUCGGCGCUUCGGGCACCGGCCCAAAGCGCAGUAAGUUUGGGGACCCCUGAUCUACACAAUUGUUUUCUGAUAGAGAGACUUGCUGGAUCCACCUUCCUGCGCACACAAGUUCCAGGUGUAAGAGGGUUCUUUUGCUAUGCGCAUACAUGUGCAUGCAUGCUCAAAGUUGUAUGUGUCCCUCAAGGGGACAUGAGAAGAUUAUCUCUUAUUUUGCAACAGAUACUCGAGACAGAAAACAACUGUAAGCCAAAUAUUUAUCAUCUCCCUUCCCACCCCUACUUCUUUGUUCCUCUUAAUAGCUAAUUCUGGCUUCCUACUGUUUGGUGCUCUGACCACUUAUCAUUGUGUCAGUAUGGACAGGGUUUGAAGUAUUUGGUAUUGGUACCAGAAUCUGCUAACUAUUGUUACGGUAAUUCGUUUCAGUUGUCCAUUUGCUUUUACCCCAUCCUAUGAAUGUGAGAUCAGGCUGAGCACCUCCCAUGGUUUUAGCUAUGACACACACUGCAAAUACUGAGCAAUAUGCAGCAUUCGCUACAAUUCUACAUCAAUGUCGUCGUAUUUUGAACAGAAAACAUUUACAUUAAAAAAUUAAACAUUGCAGAGCAUACAAAACAGUGACUUCCAACAACUCAAACAACUUUGGAAGUUCCUCUCUAGAGAAGCUAGUCUGGCUUCCACCAGCAGGUGAAGACUUUUUUUCUUCCAAC